AUGAAUCAAAUUCAUUUUUUGACAUUCUUUUUUUCUUCCCCUUACUGUUCUCUAUUUUUCUUUUCUCGUUCUCUUUCUUUUUGGCUUUCAAUUCUUGUUUCUCUUUCUUUCCUUUGUAUUUCUCUUCCUUUCCUUUCCUUUGUACUUCUCUCUCUUUCCUUUGUACUUCUCUCUCUUUCCUUUGUACUUCUCUUUCCUUUCCUUUGUACUUCUCUUUCUUGCCUUUCCUUUGUACUUCUCUUUUCUCCUUUUUACUUUCUUACUUCUCUUUUUUUACUUUCUCUUUUUCUUUUCUCUUUUUUCCUCUUUCCAUUUUUCUUUUCUCAAUUUUUUUUUUUUUUUUUUUUCUUUUCUCUUUUUACUUUCUCUUUACUUUUUCUUUUUCUUUUCUCUUUGUUUUUCACAUUUUCUUUUUCUUUUGCCAUUUUUGCUUUUCUGAACGCCGUGCUUCAGCAAGGUUUCGUCCCAUUAAGCUCAGUAGCUUUCCACACGGUGGGCUCGCAACAGCUGGAUGAUGUUACAUUGCAACCAGUCUAA
This is a messenger RNA of Acanthosepion pharaonis, 537 nucleotides long. NCBI's taxonomy places the organism in Eukaryota, Metazoa, Mollusca, Cephalopoda, Sepiida, Sepiidae. The record is from the annotation of a GenBank genome assembly.